AUGGCCAGUGUUCCGUCGUCAUCAUCAGGAUCCUUCUUGAACACUCCCUUUCACACUCUCUCGACGGAUCAAGUCUUGUCCUUGUUCGGUGUCGAGAGUGUUCGUACUGGUCUCACUCAGCAACAGUGUGAAACUAAUUUGAAACUCUAUGGUCGUAAUGAAUGUCCAGUGGAAGAAGGAACUCCAUUAUGGAAGCUAGUAUUGAAACAAUUUGAUGAUGUUCUUGUCAAAAUUCUUCUAGGAAGUGCUUUAAUUUCAUUUGUAUUUGCUUGUUUCGAAGAAGAAAUUACUUGGGGUACUUUUAUUGAACCACUUGUCAUUGUGAUUGUUUUGGCUGUGAAUGCUUAUAUUGGUGUGAAACAAGAAUCAAGUGCUGAGAAAGCCAUUGAAGCAUUGAAACAAUACGAAGCCAAUCGUGCCAUUGUCAUUCGAGAUGGAAAUGUGAAGGAAAUUGAUGCGGUUGAACUUGUUCCUGGUGAUCUCAUUAAAAUCAAUGUGGGAUAUACGGUUCCAGCCGAUGCUCGAAUCAUUAGUCUCGAUUCGACAACGAUUAAAGUCGAUCAGAGUGCUUUGACUGGAGAAUCUGUGAGUGUCAUGAAAGAUCCAGAACCUGUCAAACAAGAAAAGAUUGAACUACAAGGAAAAACAAAUAUGGUCUUCUCUGGAACUUUGGUGGUUUAUGGAAAAGCUUUGGCAAUUGUCACACAAACUGGAACCAAGACAGAAAUGGGUAAAAUUUCAACCAGUUUGUCGAAUAAGAAGAAGAAGAGUGAAGAACAAGAAGAACAAGCUGACCAUAGUGAAAAGACUCCGCUUCAAAAGAAUUUGGAUCAAUUUGGUCAUCAAUUGACUAUUGGUGUUGGUAUUAUUUGUGCCAUUGUGUUCUGUAUGAACAUUCCACAUUUUAGUGACCCAAUGUUUGGUGGUUCUUGGAUUCGUGGAGCUAUUUAUUAUUUGAAAUAUAGUAUUGCUUUGGCAGUUGCUGCAAUUCCAGAAGGUUUACCAACAGUCAUUGUAAUGACAUUUUCUAUUGGAGCUCAAAGAAUGGCCAAAAGAAAUGCAAUUGUUCGAUCACUUCCUGCAGUAGAAACAUUAGGAGCAUGCAGUGUGAUUUGUAGUGACAAAACUGGUACUUUGACCACAAACAAAAUGUCUGUCUGUCGAGUGGUCACCGUUGAAAACAUUGUCGGAGAAAAUGUUCAAUUGAAUGAAUACACUGUUGAGAAUUCACAAUUCAAUGCCAAUGGAAAAAUUCUCUUAAAUGAUUCUCCACUCUCUGAUCCAUUCAUAUCGAAGAGUUUGAUUGAAACUUCAAAAGUUUGCUCUCUCUGUAAUGAUUCUUCACUUAUUUAUAAUGCAGAGAAGAAGGAUGUUGAAGUUUCAGGUGAGCCAACUGAAGCUGCAUUACUCGUUCUUUCAGAGAAAAUCAAAGCUCCAAAGGAAUGUGGAAUUUCUGAAUCGAGUGAUUUAUCCAUUCGUUUCAAUCAAUAUUCCAAAUAUUGGAGAGAAAAAUAUAACAAAGAAUUUACUCUCGAAUUUACAAGAUCCAGAAAGAGUAUGUCUGUCUAUGUCAAGGAAGGAAUUUUAUUCUGUAAAGGAGCGUAUGAAAAUGUCAUUGCUCGAUGUGACAGAGUGUUCAUUAAUUCAUCUGGAAAAAUCAUUCCAUUAACAGAGAAUAUGAAAACUAAAUUAAUUAAUCAUAUUCGAGAGAAUUUAUCAGACAAGUUGGCACUCAGAUGUUUGGCAACUGCCUUUGUUGAAAAGAAUUUGUCCAAGAAGGACAUUUCUGAUCCAGAGACGUUUGACAAGAUUGAAUCGAAUAUGAUCUUAACAUCGGUGUGUGGUUUGAUUGAUCCUGCAAGACCAGAAGUGAAAGGAGCGAUUCAAACAUGUAGAGAAGCUGGUAUUAGAGUGAUUGUGAUUACAGGAGAUAAUAAGAAUACUGCUGAAGCGAUUUGUAAGGGUAUUGGACUAUUCAAUGACAUUGAUGAAUCCAUUUCCUUGACUGAACAAAAUCUCUCCUUCACAGGAAAAGAAUUUGAAGAAAUGCCUCUCGAACGUAAACGUCAAGUCAUUCAAACUGUAAGACUGUUCUCUCGUGUCGAACCUCAACACAAACUCGACGUUGUUCGUCUCAUUCAAGAACAAGGACUAGUCGUAGCCAUGACUGGAGAUGGUACCAAUGAUGCCGUUGCAUUGAAAUACAGUAAUAUUGGUAUUGCUAUGGGUUCUGGAACGCAAGUUGCACGUUCGAGUGGAAAGAUGAUUUUACAAGAUGAUAACUUUUGUUCAAUUGUAGCAGCGAUUGAAGAAGGAAGAGUGAUUUUUAACAAUACGAAACAAUUUAUUAGAUAUCUCAUUUCGUCAAAUAUUGGAGAAGUUAUUUCCAUUUUCUUUGCAUCAUUGAUUGGAAUUCCAGAACAUUUGAAUACCAUUCAAUUAUUAUUUUGUAAUUUAGUGACAGAUGGAUUACCUGCCAACAGUAUUGGUCUUAAUCCAGGUUCUCCUAAUAUUAUGAAAGAAAAACCAAGAAAUCCCAAUGAACCCCUUGUCAAUGCAUGGCAAUUUACAAGAUAUUUAAUUGUUGGAACUUAUAUUGGAGUGAGCACAGUAUUGGGAUAUAUUUAUUACUUUGUGUAUUUCCAUGAAGGACCUCAAAUUAGUUAUCAUGAUUUGGUGAAUUUUGGAAAAUGUGAUCCUGUGACUAGUUCUGUGAAUUGUGCAUUGUUUGAUCGAGAGAAUUUGGCAAGACCUUCCACCAUUUCUCUUUCUAUUUUAGUUUUUAUUGAAAUGUUGAAUGCUUUGUGUGCCAUUUCCGAGUAUGAUAGUAUCUUUGUGAAUUCUCCAACAAGAAAUAUUUAUUUGAUCAUGUCUGUGGUGUUGAGUAUGGCCAUUCAUUGUUUGAUUUUAUACGUUCCUGGAUUGAAUGUUCUAUUUAAUGUCUAUCCUAUUAGUUGGCAUGAAUGGCAAAUUGUCAUUGCUGCCUCGUUACCUGUCUUGUUGAUUGAUGAAGCAUUGAAAUUUAUUGGAAGGAAUUUUAUUGUACCAAAGAACUCUACAACAGUCAAAUCGACCAAGAAAAAUGAAUAA
This is a messenger RNA of Naegleria lovaniensis, 3090 nucleotides long. RefSeq lists its product as uncharacterized. The transcript has 7 exons. Gene Ontology annotation, biological process: calcium ion transmembrane transport; intracellular calcium ion homeostasis. The record is from RefSeq and is a predicted model, not a curated record. Lineage: Eukaryota; Heterolobosea; Eutetramitea; Acrasida; Naegleriidae. Bases 1 to 3090 code for a protein of 1029 amino acids. Gene Ontology annotation, cellular component: membrane. Gene Ontology annotation, molecular function: P-type calcium transporter activity; ATP hydrolysis activity; ATP binding.